Rangifer tarandus platyrhynchus (Svalbard reindeer) is the source of this 453-nucleotide messenger RNA. NCBI's taxonomy places the organism in Eukaryota, Metazoa, Chordata, Mammalia, Artiodactyla, Cervidae. The record is from the annotation of a GenBank genome assembly.
AUGUAUCUGAGCGUUUUCCUCAGCACCUCGAAGCAGCCAACCGGCGCAAGCGCAGGAAAAAAAAAAAAAAAAAAAAAAUCCGUCGCUUAUUACAGGCUUUUUUCCACCCCGAAGGGCGGGGGAGGAACGGGCAAGCGGCUCCGCGGAGCAACACUGCCCCCUGCAGACCACAGAAACCAAAAUGCCAGCAAGCCCGGAAGAAAAUCGAUCCUUCCUGCACGGUUUUCGGGCAGAGGACUGGCCAAUGUAGUUGGGAAACUUCUGGGGGAUGCCCCUGAGGACCAGAGAAAGAAAGGGAACCUCUGGAAGGGGCCCGGGCAAACCACCCCUGGACCGCGCGAGUUCCGCUCGACCCGCCCACAGAACCACAGCGAGGCGGGCAAGAAGUCAGGGCGUCCAGGAAGCUCUGGAGUUGCUGAGGGCUGGUUCUGGGCCUGCCCCGGGGAGCAGUGA